AUGGAAACAACACCUUCUCAACCCAAAAGGCGUGGCAGACCAAAGGGUUCUUCCACCAAAUCCAAAGACGAAAAGGAAUCCCACAGGAUGAGAGGUAGUGUUGAGAAAAGAGCUGCUUCUGUUGAUGAGAAAUAUGUUCAGUGGAAAUCACUCGUUCCAGUUCUCUAUGACUGGUUCGCUAAUCACAACCUCGUUUGGCCUUCCCUCUCUUGCAGGUGGGGUCCAAUAAUUGAGCAGGGUUCUCUGAAAAACCGCCAGCGACUCUACCUUUCUGAACAGACGGAUAAGUCAGUGCCUAAUACUUUGAUCAUCGCCAAUUGUGAUGUGGUUAAGCCCAGGGUUGCAGCAGAAAAUCACAUUGCAAAUUUCAAUGAAGAAGCACGCUCGCCAUUUGUGAAGAAGUACAAAACCAUAAUACAUCCGGGAGAGGUUAACAGAAUUAGAGAACUCCCACAGAACAAAAACAUAGUGGCAACCCAUACUGAUGGUCCUGAAGUUCUCAUUUGGGACAUCGAAGCUCAGCCUAACAAGCAUGCUGUCGCUGGUGCUGCUGCUUCACGUCCGGAUCUGGUAUUGAGUGGGCAUCAAGACAAUGCAGAAUUUGCUCUGGCUCUGAGCCCCAUGGAGCCCUUUGUCCUCUCUGGAGGAAAGGACAAAACUGUGGUCUUGUGGAGCAUUCAAGACCACAUUUCAACAUUGGCAGCAGAUGAACCCAAGUCUGCAGGAUCAGCUGGCUCUAUAAUUAAGUCUGCUGAUAAUCCUUCAAUUGGACCACGUGGUAUCUUCCUGGGCCAUGAUGAUACUGUAGAAGAUGUUCAGUUUUGCCCUUCAAGUUCACAGGAAUUUUGUAGUGUUGGUGAUGAUUCAUGCCUCAUACUAUGGGAUGCUCGAGUUGGUAACAAUCCUGUUGUAAAGGUUGAGAAAGCGCAUGAUGCUGAUCUUCAUUGCGUCGACUGGAAUCCUCAUAAUGACAAUCUUAUCAUAACCGGGUCCGCUGAUAAUUCGGUUCGCUUGUUUGACCGGCGAAAUUUAACUUCGGAUGGGGUUGGAUCACCGGUACAUAUGUUUGAACAUCACACAGCCGCAGUUCUCUGUGUUCAGUGGUGUCCGGAUAGGUCUUCUGUGUUUGGGAGCUCUGCAGAGGAUGGUCUGUUAAAUAUUUGGGACUAUGAGAAGGUUGGUGAAACAAAAGAUACUGAAGCUAAAUCUGAAGAUGAUCCUCCUCCAGGCUUAUUUUUUCAGCAUGCUGGCCACAGGGAUAAAAUUGUGGACUUUCACUGGAAUGCAUUGGAUCCAUGGACUAUUGUUAGUGUGUCUGAUGACUUGGAGACCAACGGUGGAGGCGGCACACUACAGAUAUGGCGCAUGACUGAUUUGUUGUACCGGCCGGAGAAGGAAGUCUUGGCUGAGAUGCAACAGUUCAAGGACCAUGUGAGCAAGUGUGCUCCAAAGUCCAAAGCCUGAUUCAUUUUAGUGUAAUGGUGCUCUCGGAAGAAAUAUAAUAGUAGGCACUAGAGUACACCAUAUAUGAGUGUAACAGUAUCUGUAAUAGUUAGUUGGAACGGAUUUAGCAAGGACUAUUGAUAUUUGCAUGUAGGAGAUACGCUUGAAAGUGGUUAUUGUAUGCUAGUAGACGUUAAGCGGCAGGUAACCAGACUGUCUAGCAUGAUGUAUUGAUGCUGUAUGUACUGGAUUUGUGGCGUUUUGCUACUUGGUUGUUUGCUUUCUUGUUUGGCAUGCGAA
Molecule: messenger RNA, 1743 nt
Organism: Lycium ferocissimum
Lineage: Eukaryota; Viridiplantae; Streptophyta; Magnoliopsida; Solanales; Solanaceae
Product: WD-40 repeat-containing protein MSI4-like
Exons: 15
Coding region: 1-1464 (487 amino acids)
Biological process (GO): regulation of gene expression
Cellular component (GO): nucleus
Molecular function (GO): histone binding
Source: RefSeq, a predicted model, not a curated record